Pleurotus ostreatus (oyster mushroom) is the source of this 3543-nucleotide messenger RNA. RefSeq lists its product as uncharacterized. Lineage: Eukaryota; Fungi; Basidiomycota; Agaricomycetes; Agaricales; Pleurotaceae. Gene Ontology annotation, cellular component: nucleus. Gene Ontology annotation, biological process: regulation of transcription by RNA polymerase II. Gene Ontology annotation, molecular function: DNA-binding transcription factor activity, RNA polymerase II-specific. The record is from RefSeq and is a predicted model, not a curated record. The transcript is spliced from 4 exons. The coding region runs from base 1 to 3543 and encodes 1180 amino acids.
AUGUCGCAUCCUCUCCACUGGCCUGGCCACAAUAUCUACUACUAUCCAUUAGGCAACACACCGCCAACAUGCCUUACAGAAUAUACUUCGUGCGAUGCCUCGCAAGUAAACAUAUUGCUGAUGGGGUGCGGAGACCCAAGAAACAUCUUGUUCACGCUACUCCACGAUUUCGCCGCACGCCAGCGUUCACUUGAUUUCACUUGCUGCGAUGUGGAACCUGCGGUUUUGGCGCGCAAUGUUAUCCUCUUGACUCUUCUCGUGCAGCACCCGAACGAAUGCGAGACGACGUGGGACAUAUUUUACCACAUUUUCAUUAGCAAGGACACGCAGAAGCUCUUGCACAAACAUUGUCGAGAGCUCUUAGAUUUAUCAGAGGAUCUCGCUUCGUGGGGCGCAAGUCGAUAUGGAUUCAUCCGCUUCUGUGAUUCUCAAACCAUCCAAGAGCUUCGCCGCCACUGGCUCCUCUAUGUCACUGGCUGCAGCGAUUCUCGCACCAAUCAGACUCUCGCGCGCACUUUGCGUAAGGGCAUGGCUGAUGAAUAUUUCAAGACCCGAAGCGCGGUCCAUCUGAACAUCUUGCGCUCGACGGGAAUCGCUCUGCCAGAAGCUCUGUCUAUGGGAGAGGGCCAAUUCGAUCGAUUCUGGACAAACGGGACGACUUACACCGCUGAUACUGCUAUAUCCAAUGCCCAGCUCCCAAACCCGACCUUCUGUUACUCGCUCGCAGGCUCCAGCUUCGCCGUUCACUAUGGAACCCACCCCCUCGCAGGCUUCCAUCUGGCACCCGCUUAUGUCCCCCUUGAAGGGAACCGCCGCCCGAAGAAGGACACUAAACCCACUUUCGAAGGGCUUGUAAAGUUUGCUCGUGGGGAAUUCGGUCGGUGGGGUGGCGCUCUGCGUCGGUUCGUAUCUUCGAACUGCAUCUCUAUCAGUUUAUUUUGCGGAGACGUCGGCGUCUUCUCUGCGUCCUUACAAGCAUACAUAGAGAAUGGCGACGUGGGGGCAUCCAUUCAGGGAGGAAUAGGGGGGUCGACCGUGUUGAACGAGCAACUCUAUUCGCCCUAUGCAAAGCAGCGGUCGUCGAAAUUGUUCGACAUCAUCGAUACAUCUAACCUCGUUGAUCACAUUGGGCUGCUGAACGUACUGUCCUCUGCUAUCCCCCUGCUUCGACACACUCCGAAUGCCGUCUUGGUAACGGAAGCCCUACAUCCGAAAGGGGAGGACCCGUCCAUGGCGUUCCUCUCGCAGCCCGAGCUUGGUGGUAACGCGACCACGAUGUCCUUGCUCCUCGGAAUAUCCCCUCUUGGCACGGUGUCGGGGCUGACAACGUACUCCAACCGCCACGAGAUGAUGUUUCUAACAGCGAGCUCGGGUGAUCCUUCUCAGUUUCACGAACGCGCCGCCUGGCGCCGCACGGCGAUAUCCAGCGACACACAGUCAUACACCCUCGGCAUCUCAGUCCCUCACUUGGCGACGCUGCUUUUCCAUGUCUACCAAAACAUGUUCGUUGGGGAGAACCACGCCACCAUCUUCGCGAGGAUGUCGCUCUCCCCAAUGCGAUCUGACCGCGUCCGUUACGUCCGCGGUUCCUUCGCCGCUCUUCUGCGAGUGAUCCAAGCACGUUUCGCCAUUUCCACUUGGAACUCGGCCGUGACUCUACUUCUAGACAAGAUAGUGAGAGACAGGGACAUACUUAUGGGUAUGAACUUUUUUCAGGAUCUCUAUUGCAACCUCCAUUUCCAUGGCGUGUAUAUACCCCCAGAGGCCUCGCCAAACUACCUCGCCACGCAAGUAGACGGCCUCGAGCUCUUUCGUGGGUGGUCGGCUCGUCCGUCAAUCAUGUCCAUUGUCAUCCAAGUUCCACGCCAUAAGCUGAAGCCUCUGGAAGAAAGCGAAUACCAAACGCCUGUCCUCUAUUGCGACACGUACGGGGGACACAAUAACACAUCCAAUGCCGUAUUCUCCUCGGUCAAGGCCGCCUUUGGGAAGCUUGAUAUCGAGGGUAGCGGCGAGAAUAAGGUGCUCCUAGUGCACAAAGACCCUUUAGGUCUACAAGGCACAUCCGAUUUCAUUGUGUGGUUCCGCGUCCCCACUGCAUUGGUGUUGGGUGUGUUGCCCCUCCUUCGGAAGGUUUGCUUGACCGUUAGGUCGGAGCCUGCUACAAUUUCCCUUGUCCCUCAGCUAGGCUUAGCCCUGCAUCUGUUCAGCACCGCCAUCGAUGACGGAGACCAUGUUCACAUCGCGAAGGGCGCUGUAUUAUAUCCAGGAAAGCCACAGGACAUUCCGAAGCCUAUUUUCCACCUUCAGAUUGAAGAGCGAAACAAAGUCCCCGUUAUCAAGUCUAUCUCAACGAGGGUGGACAUCAUUCAGGACGCCGCCAGAUCUAGCUUGCUCGCCGGCGCGCAAGUUUCUACUACCCAAGUGGAUCCGACAACCACCUCCUUGCAAUUCACCUCGUUCAGCUCAAGGAUCUACUGGCCCCUGGUCAUCGACAAUACUGCGUCCAAAGUCCGCAUUGCCAGAAAGUCGGCAUGGAUAGAAGUUGAGCUGCCUACUGCCUCAUUAGACAUCAAACACAAAAACCUGGCUCUUUCCAACGUCUCGCCGUUGUCCAGGGAUAGGGGCCAAGUCGCUCCAUGGAUUUUUCACCGUGUGAGCCUCGCGAUUUCUCCGAAGAUCGAUCUGUCGCGUUCCCAUGCUGCUGGGUACAUCGCUAUGAAUUCCACCCUCCAGAUGUCCCAACGAGAAAUAGCUAUUCGUCGAGGAACGUCCGGUACAACUGAGGACUCGGAUGCCUUGGUCGAGAUGAAACAUGGCAUCCAUUGCAUGAUCACCGCAGCUUGCGGAAUAGAUGCGCCGAGGCAAAGCUGUGCAUUCACCUUGCGCGCACAGGAUGUCGGGAUAUAUUGCAUCAUCUUUAUCGCUGGUGUCUGCCUCGACCUAUCGGCCCACACCGUCGUAGCAGACGCGUAUGUACUGUCUCUGACGGAAUCCCUCGUCGCCGACAAUGACCGAAUGCCCUAUAUCCUUGCCCGGUUUACAACCUUCCAUAAACAACUUCGAAUCAAUACGUUCCUCCCCACCGAAGUCUCGGGGUGGAAAUGUCUAUUGCCUGCCUUUGCCGAGCGCUGCAGAGACUGGGAGCACACAGACCAAUGCGACUACAUUGUACGCGGUCGCGCACCGUUGAGCGUGGCUGUAAACGAUGAUCCACUCUGCAGCUGUGGUCGCGGUAAAUCUGUUGAUACUUUCCUCUCUAGAUUCCCGGAAUGGAGAGAUCUUGCUCCACUGGUCACUAAGAUUGCUAUCUCGCCUCUCUUCGCUGUAUCUUACCUGGACCAAAUCCUCCCUUCAAGCGACCGUGACCCUGGAACUACCAGUAACUCCCAAUCUCCCGGAGACAGCAUUGGUAUUCGAUGUGGGAAGUGUGGAGGGCCUGGGAAGCCCAGUCUUCUACGUUGCAGCAAGUGUAAAAAUAUACAUUACUGCUCCUCUUCUUGUCAGAAAUCCGACUGGAAGGUUCAUAAAAUAGUUUGUAAAUAG